UAGCUCAUUCUCAUCAUCACCAUCAAAAACUUCACAAGCCUUUUUACUCACAAAUUAAGAAAGAAAUGGAGAUGCAAAGCAACUGCGACUUGGAGCUUCGCCUUCAUCAUCCUCCUUCUUAUGAUUCAAGCAGCUCCGAAAUUCCACAACCAAAUCAAGAACCUCAGAUAUGUGUUCCUUCAGAUCUUAUCCAUCUCCAAGCAAAAGCUAUACUAUCACUAGCGAGUAGGGAUAUGGAAGAGAGAUCAGACGGCUCAGAUCCUUCAAUAAUUCCAAACAAUAUGAAUCGAGUUCAUCAUCAGAAGACCUCUACGAAGAGAUCUCUUCGUAGUUUUCUUCAGAAACGUAAUGUUCGGAUUCAGGCUUCUUCUCCUUACCGCCGGUUCCCAAUAACUUUGUUUAUGUGAUUUCAGUUUCCCUCAUGUUAGAUAUCGAGUUAGCACAAUUUUUAUUAUUAGAUCGAAGUGUUUUUUUUUUCUUGUAACAUGAAAGUUCAUAAAUCAAACCAAACCAAAGACUCUUAACUACA
Molecule: messenger RNA, 529 nt
Organism: Brassica napus (rape)
Lineage: Eukaryota; Viridiplantae; Streptophyta; Magnoliopsida; Brassicales; Brassicaceae
Product: protein TIFY 5B
Exons: 1
Coding region: 66-407 (113 amino acids)
Source: RefSeq, a predicted model, not a curated record